Messenger RNA from Micropterus salmoides (largemouth bass), 574 nucleotides. Its product is annotated as CMP-N-acetylneuraminate-beta-1,4-galactoside alpha-2,3-sialyltransferase-like. The coding region runs from base 212 to 574 and encodes 120 amino acids. The transcript has 6 exons. Lineage: Eukaryota; Metazoa; Chordata; Actinopteri; Centrarchiformes; Centrarchidae. The record is from RefSeq and is a predicted model, not a curated record.
GUACAGAGCUGAACAUAUCGGAUGCCACCACUGAGCACCCUGCAUGGAGCCUGUCUGGAGCUGAGGGGAGGGGGACACCAAGUCUCCCCCUCAUUAUGGUGGCCAACGCGGCCGCAGGACGAACCGGGCGGAUUUGAGGUCAACUUGAAAAAUAACGGUAACGUUAUCCCUCCGGCUCCAGUCUGGGAUUUGCCAUGUAUGCUAGCUGGAGAUGAGAAUGAAACCCAGUCGCAACUUCCUCCUGGGCUUGUGCUGCAUGCUGGCCCUGGGAUACCUCUACUACUUGUCUAGGAAGACCAGCUUACGAGGCUGGGGCUACAAAUCAUUGUAUGACAGUCAAGGGUUCCUUCUGAAGCUAGAUGGUAGGCUGCCUUUGGAGCUGAUGUACAAGUACAGCAAUCUCAGUGAGGGAGCCUGUAAGCCUGGUUUUGCAGCUGCCAAGAUGACUGCCAUUUAUCCAAAACAUCGUUCCACCUCAAAGGCGGAUCAAUCGGACCCCCCUUUCCGGCUCGGUACCUUUCACACAGCGAGCUGCUGUUUUGGCAUAAUAAUCCUGGAAAAUUGGGUAGUGUGA